Messenger RNA from Pyricularia grisea, 1146 nucleotides. RefSeq lists its product as uncharacterized. The transcript has a single exon. The coding region runs from base 1 to 1146 and encodes 381 amino acids. Lineage: Eukaryota; Fungi; Ascomycota; Sordariomycetes; Magnaporthales; Pyriculariaceae. The record is from RefSeq and is a predicted model, not a curated record.
AUGGAAUCCUUUGGACCAGUCGUCUUCACUGGCACCGAGACGUUACACCAACCUGACGGCAGCGACCCUCCGCCAAAGUUUGUCAGGCUCACAGAGGAACAGCGCCAGCGUGUCAGGACACUGCGAAGAGAUGCCUACAUGACAUUUGCUGAAAUACAUGCCGUCACCGGCUUUUCGGAAACGCAGAUCCGGCGCGCUAUCAAUGGCCCGAGUAGACCACCUCGUAGGAUGGGCAGGCCACCCAAGACGCCAGAGCAGCGAGUCGCUGAUAAGGCCGCGAGGGAGGCUGCCAAGGCUGCCGAGCUGGCCAGGUUGGCUGAGGAAUCGUUUGCGGAGCAGGAGCAGGCCGAAUGUCAAGAUGGUGCAUUUCCUCAGCGAAGUCCACCGCUGCAAACCGUAACGCCCGAUGCUCGCCCCGAGACUCCGGAUUUGGCGGCUGUGGCUCGGCAUGUUCGGGAUCCUAUUUCCAUUCAGCGGUCUUCCGCAUAUCCGGAGGCUAGGGCUCCGGCGGCGGUAGAGAAACAACAAGACCAAGGAACCUUGGCCAAUCCCAUGGAGAUUGAUGAUGAAGAGAGCCCGCCACCACAGACUCCCAGCGUUGCCCCGAUUCUCCCAGAAACUUCUCAGACCAUCACACCGGCGAUACAAACUCAGACACCAAUACCUGCCCCGUCACAUCCUGCUCCCACCAUUACAAAUGCCUCUCCUCAAUAUCCCACGCAGUCAACGCAAUCCCAGGGCCCGAUAUCUGUUCCACCGUCUCCUGCACAAACAACCGAUGACCCAGCCAUCGUAUCUCCAGAGGUAGCUCAGGGUUCAGACAUACCAGGUCCUAUCGGCAAUCGGCCUAUCGGGGCUUUUGCAUUGCCAUUUCCUCAGGCGCAGCAACAUCUGCCGCCGCCACGGCAGCGGAAAAAGAUCUUCAUCGUUUGGUGUGAGAUGGCUCGCUCGUUUGGACGGAACAAACCUCCGACCGCCAUGAUCGGCGUAUAUUCUACAAGAAACUUUGCAAAUGAGCACGGCUGUCGUGUCAUUCGACAGUAUUGUCUCAAUGGCAAGUGCAAAGUCCCUCAACCCAAGUGGUGGGUGGAAGAGAGAGACCUGCUGGAAGAAGGUGACCCUGGGAUAUAUUGGCCAUCUUGCUAG